AUGCGGGUGAUGUUCACAGGCCAUAGAAACAUCAAGAGUCAAGGAUUCAUUGCCAUUGAUGACAUUACAGUGAGGAAAGGAGCCUGCAGUAAUCUGAAUGUGUGUGGGUUUGAUUCCAGCUUGUGUGGCUUUGAGAAUGAUGUCAGUCGUCUUGGUCGCUGGGGUCGCAAAAAAGGCACAAAACAACAUGUGGACCACACCUAUGGAACUGAAAAUGGUUACUACAUGACUGUCAUGAAAUCAAAUAACUCGCACUGUGCAGUAGCUCAGCUGCUUACACCGGAGUUCACCUCAGAUAAAGAUAUGUGUAUACGCUUCUGGUACUGGUUACCUGCAAAGACUUUGAAUGUCCUGAGAGUCCAUGUAAUGCGGAGCGGGGACCUGGGUGAAGCACUUUGGUCAGGAGCACCCACCACAGGCUGGGAGGUGGCAGAGGUCACUCUGUCCUCACCUGCAAAAUUCCGCGUGGUGUUUAAGGGAGUCUAUGUGGCAGGCAUGAAUACUGCAGUGCAUAUAGAUGAUUUUUCUGUGAAGGAUGGAGCCUGUUCUCCAUCUGGCAGCUGUGACUUUGAGUCUGGACAGUGCACCUGGAUCAAUAUCCCCAAAGAAGAUGGACAUGAUUGGGUAUUGGCCAAUGGGGGCUUCCAGGGUCCACCCACAGACCAUACCACUGGCACCCCAGAAGGUCGGUUCUUGUUGAGCUUACCACCGCGGAAAACCAACGGAAGUCGUGCACAAGUAGUGUCAGAAUGGAUUCAAGUGAAAGACACCACUUCCUGUCUCACCCUAUGGUACCAUAUGGAUAGCAGCGACUCUGGGAUGUUGCGGGUCUACUUAAGGAGCCCAUCAGAGGGGGAUCUGUUGUUCCAAAGUAACAGCAGUGGACACAGCUGGACCAGGUUCUCUCAGUCUGUAAAGAGGUCCAAACCUUUCCAGCUGCUGAUUGAAUCAGAGGCUAACAACAGAGGAUUUAUUGCCAUUGAUGAUAUCAGUCUCACAUCAGGCCGUUGCCAAGUGAAUGAAACAAGUUUGGGAUUUGUGGGUUGUACAUUUGAGAAUGGCACAUGUGACUGGGAGGACAUCAGUGUUGGCCAGAGUCAGUGGGUGAGAGGAAGAAAUGCUACUGGGGACACUGGACCCUCUGUUGACAACACAUUGGGCUCUCAGUUGGGUUGGUACAUGGCAGUGGAGUCUUACAAUGGAGAUCAAAUGAGCCCUGCUGCCCUGCAGAGUCCUGCCAUGAAACAGGCCAGCUCUACUUGCACACUACACUUCCAUUACAACAUGUAUGGAGAGGACAUAAAAGAGCUGAAUGUGCUGCUAAAGGACGGCUCCAGGACCACCACCUUGUGGUGGCAAUCGGGUAACCAUGGAGAUUUGUGGCAACAUGGUGAGGUAACAGUUGGUAGAACCCCUCAGGACUUUACCAUCCUCUUUGAAGCCUCCAGGACCUUCAACAAACCUGGUCAUAUUGCCAUUGACGACAUAGACUUCACCAACUGCACCCUGCCUGAGCCACAGCCUGUAUGUCCUGAGAACAUGUUCAUGUGCAAUAACAGCGUGUGUGUAGAGAGCAACCAAGUGUGUGACUUCAGCGAUGACUGCGGGGACUGGUCUGAUGAGAACAUUUGCGAGCAACAAGGAGUGGUAGAGCGCUGCAGCUUUGAACAAGGCCUGUGUUCCUGGGAGGAGAGUGAGGUGGACACCCCUGGAGCUGAGUGGACACAACACAGAGGGCAAGAAGCCUGGCCUAAACAUGGGCCACCCAGAGAUCACACCCAGAAUUCCGACGCAGGUCACUAUGUUGUCCCUGGGACUCACCUGACUGAGAAGGGGCAGGCAUCAGAGAUUCUCUCCAAAACCUUACUACCCAGCUCUAAUUGCACACUGAGAUUAUUCUACUACAGCCUGGACGAUGCUACCACCAGACUGACCGCCCAGUCUAGGACGCAACGUUCUGGUGUUGACGACACUGUGUUAUGGCUCAGGGAAAACUCACAGAGCUACAGCUGGCAGAGAGCAGAGGUCACCUUUUCCUCCUCAGUCAAUUGCAAGAUUGUCUUCAGAUACGAGCAAAGUGAUGGUCACAGAGGACUGGUUGCACUGGAUGACAUCUCUUUCUCCAAAGAUUGUGUAUUUGACCCUACCAACAGUGAACUGCCUGACACAUCCCCCACCUCUGCCCCACCUACAACCUCUCCUGCACCCACAUCCGCACCGACCAACCCGUGUCAGGAUAAUGAGUUUUUCUGUUGGCGUUCAGCUGGCAAAGUGUGUAUUCUUGCUAGUUUACAGUGUAAUUAUCAUCCAGACUGUCCCCAGAGGGAGGAUGAGGAUGGCUGUGGUCCGUGCACAUUUGAGAGUAACGAGUGCCAGUGGUUAGACACCAGUGAUGGACCGAGGAGGUGGCAGAGACAGAAAGCCAGUGACAACACAGAGCCACCCACUGAUCACACUACAGAGACAGGCUACUACAUGAGUGUGAAUUUCAAUCAGGUGUCCACACCGAUUGAGGCACGACUCCAGAGUCCCUCACUACCCCCGUCAUCCCCCUACUGCCAGAUUCUGUUUCACUUCCACAUCAGCUCAGAGUGUGCUGGGUCACUCAGAGUGCUUAUGCAGCAAGCUGAUGGAAGUGAAGCAAUCCUGUGGUCACGUAGUCACAACACUGUCUCUCAUUGGACACCGGAAUAUCUGCCUCUAGGCCUGCACCAGCAGCGUUAUAAGAUUUGGUUCAGUGGCAUGAAUAAAGUGACCCAUGACUGCCCCACCUCUAAAGAUCACAUUAUUGCUGUGGAUGAUAUCUCUUUUCUGAACUGUGAACAAUCAUUCAAACCACCAGCCCUGUCUGCCUACGACUGUUCUUUCGAAGAUGGUUCGUGUGUUUGGGUGCAGGACGCUAAGGAUGACUUGGACUGGCUCAGUUGGUCAGGUCCCACCGACACACCAAACACUGGGCCUGCUGGAGACCACACUACUGGCAUAGGAAAAUACCUUUACAUCAAGAGUUCCCCGCCAAGUAUAAAGGGGAAUAUGGCCCAGCUGAAGUCCCCAUUGCUGCCACUUGCUGGUGGAAAAGGAUACUGCUUCACAUUCUGGUACCACAUGUUUGGACCCACUGUGGGUUCUUUAAGGAUGUUUCUACGAACAGCUGAGUCCUUGGAGAAAACACUGGUGUGGCAAAAAUCAGGAAAUCAGGGGGAUGAGUGGCUGCUGGUGCAGAGCCACAUGACCUUCCAGAAAGUCCACCAAGUGAUUUUGGAGGCCACAGUGGGUGGAGAGGUGGGGGACAUAGCCAUUGAUGACAUAUCCCUCAUCAGCGGUCCAUGCCCUACCUCUGAUCUGUGUGAUUUUGAGGAGGGGAGCUGUAACUGGCAGCAGCAGACCACUGAUGAUGCUGAAUGGGUCAGACAGUCAGGCUCUACACUCAACCCCAACACAGGACCAGACAGUGACCACACCACCAACACACCCACGGGCCAUUACUACUACCUGCCCUCCUCUACUGCUGACCGCGCCGGCCACACAGCUGUGAUGUUUUCACCACUGUACCCUGCAGGCACAGGAACUUGUGUACAGCUGUGGUACCACAUGUAUGGAAAAGGCAUGGGGACACUGAAUGUUUACCAGCAGAAUGAGGACGGGAAGAAAUCUCAGAUUUUCUCCCAGAAAGGAGACCAGGGCCGGCUGUGGUGGUUCGCUCAGGCUUCACUUCAGCCUCGGACUCAGUCUUACAGGAUUGUGGUGGAAGGUGUGAAGGCUGGUCCCAGCCAGGAGGGAGACAUGGCUUUUGAUGAUGUGCAGCUGAUAGAUGCUCAGUGUCCUCCUCGUGGAUAUUGUGACUUUGAGAGCAACAUGUGUAGCUGGAGCAACCUGGGCGGAGGAAUCGACCAGGGUGACUGGCUCCGAGGGAAAGGGGCCUCACCAAACCACAACACUGGACCCAGAGUGGAUCACACCACGGACUCAACACACGGUUACUAUCUAUAUGUGGACAGCUUGGUGGGUCAACGGAGAGACACGUCCCUCCUCAUCAGUGAUAUGUUCCAGCCUUCCACUAGAGGGCACUGUCUUACAUUCUGGUAUCACAUGUAUGGCAACCACGGUGGGACCCUCAGAGUCCUUAUAAAUGACAGAAAAACACAUAUUGGUGACAGCGAAGACGGGAUUCUUAAGUGGGCUGAGACAGGAAACAAAGGAGACAAGUGGCAGCAGGCCAGAGUGGAUAUUAAACAUGAAGAAGCAUUCUGGUUGGUGUUUGUGUAUCUGAGGGGGAUGAAUACAGGCGGCGACGUUGCUCUCGAUGACAUCUCCAUCCUCUCUGGCCCCUGCUCCUCCAGUGAUGAUACGUUGUCUAUAGGCCUCGGUGUUGGUUUCACUCUGCUGGCUGGUGUCAUUAUCGCCCUCAUCCUCUUUAUAAUGAAUAGGAAGCGCUGUGAACCAGCCUACAAUUCUGCAUAA
Messenger RNA from Scomber scombrus (Atlantic mackerel), 4461 nucleotides. RefSeq names its product MAM and LDL-receptor class A domain-containing protein 1. Gene Ontology annotation, cellular component: membrane. Gene Ontology annotation, molecular function: protein binding. The coding region runs from base 1 to 4461 and encodes 1486 amino acids. The transcript is spliced from 33 exons. The record is from RefSeq and is a predicted model, not a curated record. Lineage: Eukaryota; Metazoa; Chordata; Actinopteri; Scombriformes; Scombridae.